Rotaria sp. Silwood2 is the source of this 466-nucleotide messenger RNA. The record is from the annotation of a GenBank genome assembly. Lineage: Eukaryota; Metazoa; Rotifera; Eurotatoria; Philodinida; Philodinidae.
AUGAAUGAAACAUCAUUUCCAACGACAACUGUUAAUCGACAAGUAGGCGCUGCAAGUAAUGAAUUAUUCAACACAUCAAAUAUACAACGAAGAGGGUAAGUCCUUAUAUCCUAUAUUAAAUUUCUUAAAAACUUCUCUGUCUCAUUAUGAAAAUUUCAAACGACUUUGUUUACUUGUGUUCUUAAAAUCAUAUCUUUAAUCUUUUAUUCAGAGAAGAACUUUAUCAAAGAUAUUUAUAUACCACUUUUGAAAAGUUUCCCUUGAGCUCUCCAGUUCAAAAUAUAAGUCUACCAAAUUUUACCUCAAGAUUACUAGCAAAAAAUGGAGGAAUUUGCAUUUUCCCAAUUCCGCUACUUUCCCAAAUGCUAGAAAGCUCGUAUUGGUUUUAAAACACGCCAAAAACCUUGUCCUACAACUUGGCACAGCCCGAGUUUUUAUUUUUUUUCUUUAUUGAAGCUUAUCUUAU